AUGACUAAUGAAGCCUCUUCCUAUGGUUAUCCAAAGGGAAUGUCCAGCAGUUCCCCCACCCUCUACCGAUGCACCCCAACGUCAAGGACGAGUCUUUGCCCUCAGCAGGUCUGUCAGAGGGUGUGCAUCCUCAUUUCAGGUAGAUCAUACCUUGCCAACCUAGUGUGCCUCCCUUUAGUAGGAUUAGACAUCAUCCUAGGAAUGGACUGGCUCAACGAAAACCGAGUCUUGUUAGAUUGUUUUGAGAGAAAAGCCAUCUUCCCUUCUCAAUCCAUACGAGACACACGUGACCUUCCAAGAUCCUCCGAAGACACCAGUACGAGGCAAGAAUAUGCCUUGCUAAAUUCGGUAAAAGAAGACUCCCAUCAGGAGUUCUGUGAGAUACCAGUAGUACACGACUUUUCAGAUGUCUUUCCCGAAGAUAUACCCUCGUUUCCCCCAACACGAGAGGUUAAGUUCUCCAUAGAAUUGAUACCUGGGACAGGGCCAAUCUCCAGAGCCCCUUACCGGAUGGCUCCAGUGGAGCUCACUGAACUGAAGAACCAACUAAGAGGAGCUGCUGCAAAAAGGAUGCAUCAGACCAAGCGUCUCUCCCUGGGGAGCUCCAGUAAUUGUUUGUGA
This is a messenger RNA of Arachis ipaensis, 621 nucleotides long. RefSeq lists its product as uncharacterized. The record is from RefSeq and is a predicted model, not a curated record. NCBI's taxonomy places the organism in Eukaryota, Viridiplantae, Streptophyta, Magnoliopsida, Fabales, Fabaceae.